This is a messenger RNA of Cuculus canorus (common cuckoo), 2638 nucleotides long. It is a transcript of the gene TWF2, whose product is annotated as twinfilin actin binding protein 2. Gene Ontology annotation, molecular function: actin filament binding; actin monomer binding. Gene Ontology annotation, biological process: barbed-end actin filament capping; positive regulation of neuron projection development; actin filament depolymerization. Gene Ontology annotation, cellular component: cytoplasm; actin filament; myofibril. Lineage: Eukaryota; Metazoa; Chordata; Aves; Cuculiformes; Cuculidae. The transcript is spliced from 9 exons. Bases 378 to 1427 code for a protein of 349 amino acids. The record is from RefSeq and is a predicted model, not a curated record.
CGGCGGGGCGGGUGCGGGGCAGCUCCUACGGGAGCAGCGGGGCGGGCUGCUGCUCAGCGGCGGCGGCUCCUCCUCCCGGCGGCUCCUCCUCCCCGGGGCGGGAGCUCCUCCUCGCCGGUGGUUCCUCCCGGUGCUGGGGCUGUUCCUCCCCGCAGCGGCUCCUCCCGGUGGCACCGGCUCCUCUCCGGGCUGGUCCCUCCUCCCGGCGGCUCGCACUCCCGCAGCGGCUCCUCCGGGCGGCUCCUGCCGGAGCUGGGCUUCGUGCCCGUCCUCCCCGGGCGCUCCUCCCCGGGGCUGCAGGCUCGGGGCUCCGGAAGCGGGUGGCGCUGCCAGCGGGACUGUUUCCUGCCCGGGACGCGGCGGAGCCGAGCGGAGCCAUGACUCACCAGACCGGCAUCCACGCCACCACAGAAUUAAGGGACUUCUUUGCCAAAGCCCGAAAUGGUUCAGUUCGGCUCAUCAAGGUCGUCAUUGAGGAUGAACAGCUCGUGCUGGGAGCCCACAAAGAGCUGUCCCGGCGCUGGGAUGCCGACUAUGACGCCUUUGUGCUGCCCUUGCUGGACGAGCAGCAGCCGUGCUACGUGCUGUACCGCCUGGACAGCCAGAACGCCCAGGGCUACGAGUGGCUCUUCAUCUCCUGGUCGCCCGACAGCUCCCCGGUCCGGCUGAAGAUGCUGUACGCUGCCACCAGAGCGACGGUGAAGAAGGAGUUUGGCGGGGGGCACAUAAAGGAUGAGAUGUUUGGAACGGUGAAGGAAGACGUGUCCUUGAGUGGUUACCAAAAGCACGUGUCCUCCUGCUCUGCCCCAGCCCCGCUGACCGCAGCCGAACAGGAGCUCCAGCAGAUCCGGAUCAACGAGGUGAAGACGGAGAUUAGCGUGGAGAGCAAGCACCAGACCCUGCAGGGCCUGGCCUUCCCCCUGCAGCUGGAUGCUCAGCAAGCCAUCCAGGCUCUCAAGCAGAAGAAAAUCAACUACAUCCAGCUGAAGCUGGAUCUGGAGCGGGAAACCAUCGACCUGGUGCACACGAGCCCCACAGAGAUCGCCGACCUGCCCAAGAGGAUCCCACAGGACUCCGCUCGCUACCAUUUCUUCCUGUACAAGCACUCGCAUGAAGGAGACUAUUUGGAGUCUGUCGUCUUUAUCUACUCCAUGCCUGGGUACAAAUGCAGCAUCAAGGAGCGCAUGCUCUACUCCAGCUGCAAGAGCCGGUUGCUGGACACCGUGGAGCAGGAGUUUUGCCUGGAGAUAGACAAGAAGAUCGAGAUCGACGACGGAGCUGAGCUGACGGCAGAGUUCCUCUACGAGGAGGUGCACCCCAAGCAGCACGCCUUCAAGCAGGCCUUUGCCAAGCCCAAGGGGCCUGUGGGGAAACGAGGACAGAAGCGGCUGAUCAAGGGGCCAGGCGAGAACGGCGAGGACAGUUAAAUCCCACAGGACCGGGCGGUGAAUGGACAGCAUCCCCGCAGUGCUUCCCGGCUUCCUCUCUGCUGACCUGGGGAUCUUUCCUUCUAUCUCAGCCUUCCUUUUUUUUUUUUUUUUUUUUCCUCCUUUUAUUUUCCUAUUUCAUUCCUUUUGUAAACAUCAGGAUGUCUUCUUGCACCUGGGGGCAGAGCGAGGAGGAGGAGGGUUCAGGGUUAUUGAGGUUUCUCUUCCUUGCAUCCUUCUGCAAGGCCUGGCGCUACUGGAGGAGGAUGAGAGCAGCAGGACCGCAUCCCCCAGCCUUGCUCUUGUCUCCCCGGGGUCACAGCCGCUGCUCUCUGUGUCCCCAUGUGACUGAAGGACACGCUCGCCUGCAAGCCGCUCUAUGCAAAGGGAAGGGGGAUGGAUGGUGGUGGGGAUUCCUGGUUGAAAAGAGUAAAUGCUUCUUUCCCUGCUCCCCCAGAUUUUGCUCCCCUGUCCUGCUGUCGGUGUGCACGGCCCCGCUGUCCCAUGCCCAGAGCGAUCCUGCACCCCCUCAGGGUGUGGACAGGAGCCCUCCCCGCGGGGUGGGCUUUGCUGGUAGGAGUUUGUCCCUGGGGAGGAGGAAGGUCAUCCCCAAGUUCAGAGCUCAGCCUGGCCCUGGAAGGAGAUCACACUGCCUUUGGGUGGUUUGCAUCCCAUUUUUGAACGCACCUCUUAAGGCUUUUUCCCAUCAGAGGGAUCUGUCACAGCCCUAACUCAGUUUAGGAUGGGAGCUGGGGAGGACCUCAAGCCCCCACCCUCCUUGUGCUCCACUGUCACCCCCAAGUUUUGCUGCUGGCUUUCUGAUCUGGGGCAGCCCCAUGUCUUAAAUGCACGGGCUACCCCAAAUCCUCCUGGGGGGGAAGUGUGACAGCCUCUGCGCGUUCCCCCGGGGACAUCCGCAGCUAUUCCCAGCUCUAAGGGCUGAGCUUGGCACUGAGUUAGGCUUCACUGAGGGCUCGGGGAGGGAGAGUGCCUUGCUGCUGGGAACCAGUGAGGGCUUGAGAGCCGCCUGACUCCCUGGGAAGAUGGAAACGGGGUCCAUGAAUUCUGCCCUCUGCUUUCCUGCUGCAGCGGUGAACAUGCCGAUGUUGCCUUGACCUCGGUGGAGCGGGCGGUGGGGUUGAAGCUGGGGGGAGCAGAGCACACUGUACUGAACGCUGUAUUUUCUAAAGAAUAAAGUAUUUUUAAAACAG